UUAAGGGUCAGGGCCUCUUUUGGCUCUGGUUCUCCUUCGCUCGAAACCACUUUCGGUUGAUUCUCUUCACCACUUCUUCUCUUUCUCUUCUAUAUCUGUUCUUCUCAUCAGCUAUUCUCUUCAUUAUCUAUUCUUCUUCUUCCUCUACUGCUUUUUAUUCACCAGCACACCCCAACACACACACACACACACACACACAUCCAUGCUCUCCUUCAUAUCCUCCUUCUUCUCCUCCUCCUCAUCCUCCUCCUCCGCCCCCUCCCGCCUCGUCCCUACCCCCUCCUCCGUCGCCCUCGACGCAAACCCCUACGGCACCUCCACCCGACCCGUCUACUCCCCCGGAAUGCGCACUCUCUCCGCUGCCUCCAUCCCCGCCGCCUCCCCUUCCCCCUCCGCACACCACACCAUCCAGCUCCAGGACUUUUCCGACGGCGCCCCUCCCGCUCCCCCCGUCUCCCUCUCGUGGGCCCGCAUCUCCCGCUGGGCUGAGAAAAACUACCCCGAGCUCUCUGACAACAUCGGCGACCCCACCCACCCAUCUGACCUCGCCGUCCUCGAGCGUGCUAUCGACUGCUCCCUCCCUGCCGACGUGCGCGCCUCGUUCCUCGAACACGACGGCCAGCAGGAAGGCGGCAAGCCCUGCGGUCUCAUCUACGGAAACGCCAUUCUCAACACCGACGAGGUCGUCACCACCUGGGAAACCUGGCGCGUCAUCGCCUCCACCCUCGACGGCAACAACACGCUGCAGCAGCAGCUCUCCGACGACGGCCUCCCCGGCCCUUCGUCGCGUCAACCACCGUCCGCGUCCCCUUCGCGAUCCGCGACCUCUGGAAUCGGUCCCCAAACAUCCGUUCCUGCUCGCGCCAUCCAGCCCGUGUUUGCCUGCACAGGCUGGCUUCCGCUCGCCAAGGAUUUCUGCGGAAACUACAUCGGCGUCGAUCUCGCCCCCGGCCCGGCCGGCCACUGGGGCCAGGUCAUCCUCUACGGCCGCGAGUUUGAUCGCAAGUACGUCGUCGCGCGCUCGUGGGGCCACUUCCUUGCCAUGCUUGCCGAUGAUUUCGAAGAAGGCCGAUGGUCUGUCGACGAGGAUUCGGAAGAGAUCUGGUACGUGUCCAACGGCCGCAUGCACUCCUACAUUGACGUUCUCAAGCGCCGCGUCGAGCGCGCGGUCGCAUACUCGCAGCGCAAACAGAGCAAGGCUCCUGCUGCCACCGCAUCGUCCCCCAUGUCCAAGAGCUUGAGCGCAGACUCGCAUCCUAGCCGGAGAUCAAAGCCCGCGCCGCUCAGUCUGCACGCGCCAUCUGCGGGCGGCAGAGUCCCUGGCCUGACGUCCUCGUCCGAGUCCAACCUGCUUGCCGACCCGACCGUUCAGCAACCUGUCUCGCCUGGCGUUGUCUCUGCUCGUUUGCCGCGGAUACCGAAGCGCGCUGCUGUUGCGGGUUCGCUGCCUGAUGAUAAAAACCUGACAGAUGACUCUGAGGCAUCGACUUCAUCUACCCUGUCCACCGCCGACACCACAGUCACCGUCCCCGUCAAGUCUGAAGAGCCAUCAACCGCCGCAGAAAGUUUACAAGAGGAAGACGUGUCGACACCGACUGUCGAGCAAAACAAGCAGCUAGCCACAAGUUCGGACUAGAUACCGCCGCUGCAUGACGCGAGUCUCUUUUUUUUUUAUUUCCAUUUUAUAUCCAUUUCUAUUUUUUCACAAUCAGCAGUGAUAGCUUGGGGAUAGCUUGAGUGGUUUUUGUACUAUUUGUAAUCUGUUUUGCCUGCGUUUAUGUUCUUGUAUCGUUUUGCUCACAUGUUAGUCCUUGCUGUUAUCGCGUUUUGUCAUCUUUUUCUUCUUGUCUUUUUUUUCAUUUUAUCGGGUAUUCAUCUUGUUCCAUCUCUCUCCUUGCUUUCACUUUUCUAUAUACCUUUCCCCCCUUUGUCCUAUAAAGCUCAUAUCAACGC
Myxozyma melibiosi is the source of this 1953-nucleotide messenger RNA. RefSeq lists its product as uncharacterized. Gene Ontology annotation, biological process: cell wall biogenesis; fungal-type cell wall beta-glucan biosynthetic process. Bases 203 to 1636 code for a protein of 477 amino acids. The record is from RefSeq and is a predicted model, not a curated record. The transcript has a single exon. Lineage: Eukaryota; Fungi; Ascomycota; Lipomycetes; Lipomycetales; Lipomycetaceae. Gene Ontology annotation, cellular component: mating projection tip.